AUGGAUCCAGCAGCUUUCCAGCGCUAUCCAUGGGGUCGUGUAGGAUUUACCAGCCUUGUGGAUUCCAUUAAAAUGGAGAGUUUAUAUGGCAAUCGGAUAGAGGAAGCUGAGGAUCCACUUCUGUCAUGGCAUGGUUCUCGUCAGCGUAUCAACUUCCUUAACUUCUGUGCACAAGAGAAGAAAAAAUAUCAGAAGAUUCGUGUAAGGCAUAUGAUUGUAAAAGCAAUGGAGGACAGAUAUCCGAAAUGGGGUGAAGAUGAACCCCCUGAGGAGUUGGAUAACAUGAUAGUUGACAUCCUCAAUGAUCAGCUAAACGACAAGUUUUGGGAGGUAGUGCCACCUACCAAUCCCCUGAAGAGAAAAACUCAUGUCACUGCACCUAGUGUUCCCGAUAGAGUGGAUGAGAGCCCCUCCACAAAACGAAAGAAGAGGAAAGAAACUGCUUCAGAAAUGGAAGAAUCUCAUAAUGAUAUGCCCACCAUCAAUAUCACAAUACAAAAGUUGCUGGAGGCUGUUAACAACUUGAGUGGAAGACUAGAAACCAUGGAUGUUAGUGUAGCCGAAAGGGUUUCUAAGACAUUGGAAGCUUCUGUACAAGCUCAGAUGGAAGCUAGAAUGGGUUUAUUUGAGACUGAGUUGAAGAACAAGAUGGCCAUAUUGCAGGAAGAAAUAAAUGUUCUUAAAGGGAAGGAUAAUGAAAAAAUUCCAUCCGAUGCCGGCAACUCCAAAGCGCACGAUGAAGACGAGGCUUGUAGCAACACAAUGUCAUGGAUGGUUCAGACAAAAAAAAGCUCAGUUGAUGGUUUACCAAUACAACGUGUUGUAAAAAAAGAGAAGAAGAAUAAGAAGAUGAUGGCAGUGAAGAUAGAUGAAGUGCCAUUGAAAAAAGUGAAGAUAGAGAAACCAUUUGCUAUCCCACAUCUAAAUGACCAAUCCGUUUCCUCAGAGGGUUGGGAGAGUCAUCUAAAAUGGCAGAAAAGUGUGAAGUGUAGACUUGCGUUGGAAGCAAUUGCUUCCAGUUUGGAGGAGCCUACACGCAAAAGAAGAACCCAGCUUACAAAGACUCAAAUGCCGCCAUAUGUAGGGAAUUCGACAGUGAAACUUAGAAUGUCUAGCUGUGGGGUAUAAGUUUGAAGGCUUAAGUGAUCAGAUCAUACAAGCAAUGCGAUUGAAGAUGGCUGCGGAGAUUUUUGACGAGGUGGCUAUGGAGGAUUAGGAAGUAUAACGUGUAGCCUGUUUGUUUGGUUUUCUCUUCCUGGGAUGUAUAACUGUAGGUUUUUUAUUGUUUUUGAAUGGUUGUUACUUGGAUGGUAUUUGCUUUCGGAUGUGUAAUUUGGAUGCUAUUUAACGCUGAUGGUUUAGCUACGUUAUUCUGGCUCGUCUCUU
This is a messenger RNA of Raphanus sativus (radish), 1386 nucleotides long. RefSeq lists its product as uncharacterized. The coding region runs from base 1 to 1128 and encodes 375 amino acids. NCBI's taxonomy places the organism in Eukaryota, Viridiplantae, Streptophyta, Magnoliopsida, Brassicales, Brassicaceae. The record is from RefSeq and is a predicted model, not a curated record. The transcript is spliced from 5 exons.